AUGGCUCUAGAAGACCUCUGUGGUCUGCAGGCCCUGGGGGGGUCUCUGAGGGGGUCUCUGGGGGGUUUCACUCCAGAUUUGGGUCCCAUGGGGUCUCCCACAGAGAAGAGAAGGGGCCGUUACGCCGGCGACGUGCCUCUGAGCAGCACCGCUAGUGUCUUAAGCUUCUCCGUUCCAGUGGGCCGGUAUCUGGACCGCAGCCCCAUCGACUUCGGACAGACGGCGCCCGACUCCGUCCCCGCGCCCGACGCGUCCGGGUGGUCCGCUGGCGGUCCGGGCGGGCCGGACUCCGCCCCCGGCGCCGGGCCGGACUCUGCCCCUGGCGCCGUGCCCCUCCCCUUCCCCACGGCCCACGGGACCACCACGCUGGGCUUCCUGUUCCAGGGCGGCGUGCUGGCGGCGGCCGACACGCGGUCCAGCUGCUCCGGCCUGGUGGCGUGCCCCGCCUCCCGGAAGGUUGUGCCGCUGCACCGCCACCUGCUGGCCCUCGGCUCCGGCACCUCGGCUGACAUCGCCCUGUGGCGCCGCAUCCUGGCCCGCGAGCUGCGGCUGUACCAGCUGCGGCACGGCCGGAGGCUCACCACCGGGGGCGCCGCCAAGCUGCUGGCCCUCAUGCUGCACCCCUUCAAGGGCACCGAGCUGUGCGUGGCCGCCACGCUCUGCGGGUGGGACGGGGGCGGGGCCGACGGGGGGGAGGCCCCGGCGAGGGCGGGGCCCCCGGGCGGCGGGGCGGGGACCUCAAGGGGCGGGGCCAGGCUGUACUACGUGUGCAGUGACGGGAAGCGCCUGCGGGGGGAGCUGUUCUCGGUGGGCUCCGGGUCGCCCUACGCCUACUCGGUCCUGGAUGAGGAGGUGCGCUGGGGCCUCUCGGUGGAGCAGGCCGCGCGGGCCGGCCGCGAGGCCGUCUACAGGGCCUCGCGGCGGGACGCGUACUCAGGGAACUGCGUGGACGUGUUCCUGGUCACGGCCCGGGGCUGGAGCCGGCGGCCGCGGGAGGACCUGGGGGAGGAGUACUACCGGGAGCAGGAGGGGCUGGAGGAGGGCCUGAGGAGGAGGAGGGAGGAGGAGGUUCGUUCGCACCAAACAAAGACAUGA
Molecule: messenger RNA, 1095 nt
Organism: Gadus morhua (Atlantic cod)
Lineage: Eukaryota; Metazoa; Chordata; Actinopteri; Gadiformes; Gadidae
Gene: psmb11b
Product: proteasome 20S subunit beta 11b
Exons: 2
Coding region: 1-1095 (364 amino acids)
Cellular component (GO): cytoplasm; proteasome core complex
Source: RefSeq, a predicted model, not a curated record